Messenger RNA from Salvia splendens (bonfire salvia), 2722 nucleotides. Its product is annotated as metal tolerance protein 4-like. NCBI's taxonomy places the organism in Eukaryota, Viridiplantae, Streptophyta, Magnoliopsida, Lamiales, Lamiaceae. Gene Ontology annotation, molecular function: manganese ion transmembrane transporter activity. Gene Ontology annotation, cellular component: membrane. The transcript is spliced from 7 exons. Bases 1332 to 2531 code for a protein of 399 amino acids. Gene Ontology annotation, biological process: monoatomic cation transport; transmembrane transport. The record is from RefSeq and is a predicted model, not a curated record.
CACUCCUACUACUUUAUUUUCAUUCUUCUUAGCUCUAUAAACAUCAUUUUCUAAUUUUGUGGCCAAAAGAAAUGUCUGGUAAAACAGAAGGAGUCUGUUCGGCCACAACUAAUAAUCCUGUUUUUCUAUUAUAUUCCUUCUAUAAAAAUUAAUCAUCUUUCAAUUAGCAACACCGGCCAUAAUUUUUUCUCACUCUUAUAUUGUAUUUUUCGUUUCCCCCUCCUAUUUUUUGUGUCUCACUUCUAUUUAUUCACAUUCAUUUAAUAAUAUUUCCAUUACUUUUUUUUUUCUAAACUGCUACUACUUUACUAAUUGUAGUUUAAUAAUCUUGCCUUCUGCCACUAAUAAUCACGGUAGUGGCCAGUCGAUUCAUAGAUUAACACUUUGCUAAAUAUACCAUAGACCUAAGACAAUUUUCACCACUAAGUAUACUUGACUAAUAAAUUCCUGAUAACCAAAAAAUGCAUUUUUUGGCAUUCAGCUAGCUAAUUAGUUGUUUUUAGUAGUACUCUUACCAGCUGUGAUUUCAGUAACCAACUUCUUUUCCAUUACAUAAAUUGACAAGAUACAUUUAUUUAAAUGUUUUAUGCUUAAUUAGGCCAAAAAGUAGAUUUGAAAGCUACAUAGAGACACGCAAUACCACGUAGUACCAUCCAUGGACUAUGAUUACAAAUUAAUGAAACAUGUGUAGUAUUUAUUAUUUGUGUGGAAGUACCAUCUAUAAUUUUUUUUAUCAUUGCGCCACUUGAAAUAAUAGAUGUUCCAUUUAAUUGAAAAAGAAUUUUUAUUAAUAUAUAUACAGAUUCCAAGUUUAGUUUAACCUCGAAUUUAAUUUUUUCCAAAGAAAAAUUAAAGAAUAGAAGCAUUAUUAAAUACAGGCAAUUUUUAAACAAAUUUAUAGUAAACGAAAUAUCAACUCUUUGGAGAUACAUAUUUGUAGCCAUGAGACCUGGUCAAAGAAAAUCCAUGCAUAAAAUGAGGGAAGAGGUUUUAUGAAAGUCUUAUAUAGUCCUUCAAUAUUCUUUACAAAUCAUUACAUAUAUAAAUAAAUAAAAGGGGCAUAUAAUUAAUUAACAGAAGCAGUUGAGUUACACAUGUUAUAAUUAUGGCUGUUGAAUGGGAUUCUCUCAAACCAUGUUCUCAUUUAUCUAAACUUGUCUUAAUGUGUUUGUUCACAUCUUGUUUUCUUUUUCUUCUCUCAGAUUCACAAACACCUUAAUUUGUGUUAUACACAUGUUUCAUUUCAAUGAAAGAAUGAUUUUGGUGUAGGGAAAAAGAGAAAUUCUCAAAUAUUUUUGUUUUCUUAUUUUUUUUUUUUUGCGGGGUGAGCAAUGGAUGAGAAAACUCCAUUGUUGAGCAAUGAGAAACUAAAAGUGUUAAAUGGAAAAAGUUGGAACUCAAUCAAUACUCUGAAAUGUGAUUUCUUAUCAAAGUUGCCUGAGAAGCUAAGGAAAUGCCUUGAUCCUGAGGCUCCUUUACAUCUUGAUGUUUCUAAAACAGCUUGCUUAUCUCAAGGUGAGAAGGAGUACUAUGAAAGACAAUUUUCCACCUUAAAAUCGUUCGAGGAGGUCGACUCCCAUGACUCACCCGACGUGAUCGACCAAGAGCUAGAGCGUCAGGAACAGGCUCAGCAGGAAAGAGCUAUGAAUAUUUCAAACUGGGCUAAUGUUUUCCUCCUUGCAUUCAAGAUUUAUGCCACGGUACAGAGUGGCUCCUUGGCCAUUGCAGCCUCAACGCUCGACUCUUUACUCGACCUAAUGGCCGGAGGAAUACUAUGGUUCACUCAUCUCUCAAUGAAAAGCAUAAACAUUUACAAAUAUCCCAUUGGAAAACUCAGAGUGCAGCCAGUAGGCAUCAUCAUCUUUGCUGCUGUAAUGGCAACUCUAGGCUUCCAAGUGCUAAUACAGGCUGUGGAAGAGCUAAUAAAAAAUGAACCAUCACCAAAGAUGAACUCAACUCAAUUGUUCUGGCUCUAUGUCAUUAUGCUCACAGCAACCGCAAUUAAACUCGUUCUCUGGAUUUAUUGCCGAAGCUCGCGAAACAAGAUAGUUCGCGCCUAUGCCAAGGACCAUUACUUCGACGUGGUGACAAACUUGGUGGGAUUGGUGGCUGCGAUUCUCGGCGACAGAUUUUACUGGUGGAUUGACCCGGUCGGUGCUAUAGCUCUUGCUGUCUACACAAUCGUUAACUGGUCAGGAACUGUGCUCGAAAAUGCAGUUUCACUAGUUGGACAGUCGGCUCCGCCAGAAGUACUGCAGAAACUUACGUAUCUUGUGCUAAGGCACGACCCGAAGAUCAAGCGUGUAGACACGGUCCGUGCCUACACGUUUGGGGUUCUCUACUUUGUUGAGGUGGAUAUCGAGCUGCCAGAGGAUCUGCCGUUGAUCGAAGCACAUGCGAUUGGAGAGUCGCUACAGAUCAAGAUAGAGCAGCUUGAAGAAGUGGAGAGGGCAUUUGUUCAUCUUGAUUAUGAAUGUGAUCACAAACCAGAGCAUACCAUUCUCAGCAAACUCCCAAAUACAGACCCCUAGAUUUUCAAACUCUAAUCUAGCUAUUUGUUAGUUUGAAAUGUGCUAUUGUAAAAAAUUGCAGUUUGGUUGGAAACAUUAAUAUAUGCCUGCAGUAGGCUAGAUGGUGAAGUUGUUCAAUUCCAAGAUAGAGUUUGCAAAUGGCACAAACAAAACAUAAUGUGGAAAUAUCAUUUACCAUUUAACUCUCUCAA